This is a messenger RNA of Homarus americanus (American lobster), 3512 nucleotides long. RefSeq names its product E3 ubiquitin-protein ligase lubel-like. NCBI's taxonomy places the organism in Eukaryota, Metazoa, Arthropoda, Malacostraca, Decapoda, Nephropidae. The transcript has 7 exons. Gene Ontology annotation, biological process: positive regulation of proteasomal ubiquitin-dependent protein catabolic process; ubiquitin-dependent protein catabolic process; protein polyubiquitination. Gene Ontology annotation, molecular function: ubiquitin conjugating enzyme binding; ubiquitin protein ligase activity; zinc ion binding. The record is from RefSeq and is a predicted model, not a curated record. The coding region runs from base 572 to 2383 and encodes 603 amino acids. Gene Ontology annotation, cellular component: ubiquitin ligase complex; cytoplasm.
GCUAGAGUGCACCGUCUCGCGCUCCAUCUGCACCUUCCCAUGCGUUACCUCAUCACUGGGAUUUGAACGAUAUAUUUAGUGAUGUUCAAGUGGUUUACCGGUGGUUUGUGAUGUGUAGUGACCCGGUGGUUUACCUGAAGGAGAGGUCGUAACUGGCCAUGGCGUGAACGCCAUAGGACUUCGCUGGAUAUCUUGAAAAAAUUAGAGAAACGAAAGAAUUAGCAACGAACCUCAGAACAACAUUUUAUAGCCUUGAUCCCUUAAGCACUAACUCGAUGACGGGAUUAUCUCUGAAAUAUUAUCUGGCCCUGAAACAUGUCCCUUCCACAUUAACUGCUUUGUGUGUUUGCAACACGAAAAUAUGGAAGUAAAAUAAGGCGAACGCUAGUUAACACUGGCGUAUCAAUAAGUAACUAAUAUCUUCACAACAUAGCCAAAUGGACCACGGGCUCGCGCCACCACCAGGUAGACUGCUGGCAUGAGGGGGCGUGAUUUGGAAUACUGAUGCAGACUGUUGGAUCAAAAUAUAGAUUUCUCAGGGGACAUUGGUGUGCACCCGGGGGUUGUCAUCAUGAGCGCCAUCCCUCUGCUGUUGCAGUUUCCACAGACGCCAACGUCACCAUCACCAUUGCACCACACUUCCUCCCGUACACCAACCAAUUUACACCAUUCUCGUACUGCCAAACUAAAUAACCGGAACUCUUUCCCACCUGAUCAAAGCCAAGAGUCUCGGUGGGCUGCCCUCCUUGCCAGGGCCGCUCCAACCAAGCCGUACGGUGCUUGUAGUCCUGCUCCUCUGCACAACCGCAUCAACACUGCCAGCCGCCAGCCAUCCCUAGUGACACAUCAGCUGUCACCUGUUAUUCACCAGCCACCUCCACGUCAGUUAUCAGGUGUCAAUCACCAGCCCCCUGUCACAACACGUUCUACACCAGUCGCAACCUACCAGCCUUCAUCAGACAUCCAUCAGCCUCGUCUAGUGUCCCAUAACACUUCAAAUUUUCGGCCACUGGUGCCUACUGCGUCCUUUAACCGAGCGCUCACUUCACCAACUGCUAUCAAACUAUUCAACCCGAGUCGACGGUUAAAUAAGUCACAGUCACAACUCAUCAUGCCGCGCAUGAAAUCGCUGUUUCGGACGGGGCAGGGAUCUCGUUCAGCCAAAGAAAAAAAGGAAACUCGAGAUCAGCUACCUCGGGACGGGUCUGUCAAGAGUUUGGCAAACUAUGAGGAUUCCACGUCGCCAGAACCACUUAUUCGAAAGUGCCACACAGUACUUGCGUUAUCCUCAACUUCUGGCAAUGCUGCGCAGACUCGUCUCGUAAAGGACAAGAAGAGCAGCAAAUUAGACCUCCUCAGACGCAUGUCACCAUCCAAAUCAGCUGUGUUUACAUCAAAUAAGAUGACAAUUGUCAAGUCUCCAUCCGCCAUGUCAGCCAUGUCUGAUCUACGGCGCUUAAGAAAGGACUCAAGCAUGUUGUUUCCUCAGAUGGAAUUAGAAGGAGAAGGUGGCGGGUGUUCUCGCUGCGCUUCCGCCGCCUCCAUGGCUUCUAGACGCUUCUCUACUCAGGACACAGUCUUUUGUAAGCUCUGCCUGUCAGAUAUCAACAUUAGAGAAAUGUAUCAGCUACAGCAGUGCCUCUGCCGAUUCUGCAAAUAUUGUAUGGCUGUUUACGUUACACUAAAGAUACGCGAGGGUGACUACAUCAUUGAGUGUCCUGAUGCAAACUGUGAUUGCAGCGGGGAACUCACGCUGGAAGAAAUGGAGAGUUUGGUGGGAAGUGAUCUUUAUCAACUUCACUUGAAAUUUAGAAAGAAUACAGAGAUAGAUUUGGACCCAGUCAGAGCGUGGUGUCCGAUGCCUGGGUGUGAGACUGUGGUUAAUCUCCCCAUUUCCAAGUUAGAGGGACCACAAUGUACAACGUGUUCAACUUGCACUGCAGUCUUCUGUGCUGCCUGCAGUGAGCCAUGGCACCCCAGUCAGCCUUGUCAUGCGGACACAGCAGAAUCACUGGCUGUACCAAAUGAUGACACAAUAAAGAGGUGCCCUUCCUGUAAGGUACCGAUAGAACGUGAUGCUGGGUGUGCGCAAAUGCUUUGCAAGAAGUGUAAACACGUCUUCUGUUGGUAUUGUUUGGCUUCCCUUGAUGAUGACUUCCUUCUGCGUCACUAUGAUAAGGGGCCUUGUAAGAAUAAGCUGGGUCACAGUCGUGCUUCAGUUUUAUGGCAUCGAGCUCAGGUUAUAGGCAUAUUUGCAGGCUUUGGUCUGCUUUUGGUAGUGGCGUCUCCUCUUCUUCUUUUUGUUGGACCAUGCCUGCUGUGCUGUAAAUGCAAACCCUGCUCCAAGCACGAAAUUGAGGAGGAUAGUUUAUAUGGCAUCUGAACAACUAUGAAGACUAGAAGUGGUGUUUAAAACCAAAGAAAAAUUUUUUUCUGGGGAUCCCAGUGAAGUCCUCUGAAGCCAAGAUAAUAAAGCUCAAAUGGUAUCAUUCAGUCACACAAUGAAGAAUCCUUGACUUGUGUACAGACUUACAUACAAUUAAUACAAAAUAAGGGAAGAAAUACAGUGGACUGGAAAUAGAAGAAAUUAAGUAUAGAAUAUUUGUGCUUUAAUAUCAUGAAAGAAACUGAUAAGGAUUUUUCAGUGACUAGGUGGAUGAACAUGGGUUCCAAGUGUCACAGUAAGAUAAUGCUGUUUUGUUUUCUAUAUAAAUAGAAAAUUAAGCUCCUAUUGUAUAUUAAGUCAGGUACUGUAUGAAGAAUAACUUCCAAAUUUCAUACAGGAAUAUCAAGUUGAGUGAUGAGGUGUAAUGUGCCUGAAGAAUAUGGAUCCAUGAGGUAUUGGAUAAUUUUCAAGCUGUGUGGGGUGUAUAUAUGAUAUGAGAAAUUUCUGAACAUUAUAGCAUACAUGACUGAUAAUUCUGUGAAUUGAUCAGUGCUCUUAAGGGUUGUUUUUCCUUGUGUUGAUUAUAAAGAUAUGAUAUUAAUGUCUUUAACAUGUAAUUUGAAUGACUUGUGUAUCAGCGGAUUGGGUACUUAAAAUGAAGUGUGCAGGGAUCUUUGUACUUGCAUUGCACACAAUAUUAAAUUACAGCUACACAAUCAAACAAAAAAUAUAACCCCUAUAUUGAAAAAAAAAGAAUCUGUUUUCGGAUUCUGAUAUAGAAUGUCUGCUUUAAAUUCUCUACUGAGGGUUGACAAAGCAGAUAGAUUGUUUAUAUCAACCCUAUCACAAGCUCUUCUGAACUCCGGUAAAAUUUGUGCACGAAAUAUUAUUCCUAUUGCUUAUUAGCUUCUAAAUGUGAGCUUUCGUGUAACUGAUGGCACUUCUUUAAAUUUAUAUAUUAUUUGGUAUAUUUUCUAAUACUUUUCUGUGGGAAAUGAGCCAGUAGGAAAUUUUUUCCCCAUGGUAUUCCUAUAUUAACGCACAAUACUGUAAAGUGAAAAAUUACUGUGAUGCUUUGUAGCCUAUAUCACUCUGGGUAUUAAACACAAGAGAACAGUGGUGUGGG